Dissoconium aciculare CBS 342.82 is the source of this 1035-nucleotide messenger RNA. Its product is annotated as dienelactone hydrolase family protein-like protein. NCBI's taxonomy places the organism in Eukaryota, Fungi, Ascomycota, Dothideomycetes, Mycosphaerellales, Dissoconiaceae. Gene Ontology annotation, molecular function: hydrolase activity. The record is from RefSeq and is a predicted model, not a curated record. The transcript is spliced from 2 exons. The coding region runs from base 1 to 759 and encodes 252 amino acids.
AUGGCCUCAACAAACGACACGCAUACCUCAGCCGCGUGUUGCGACGCUCCAAUCUCACGGUCAGCCUCCAAAUACUCCGCCAGAGGCACAUUACACAGUAUUGCAGAUACAUCAUGCUACAUCAGCGGAUCUUCCGACGCCAGCAAAGCAAUUUUCUUCAUUUACGAUGUUUUCGGAUUUCAAGACCCCACCUGGCAAGGCGCAGACAUCCUCGCAGCUGCAGGAUACCUCGUCAUCAUGCCUGACUUCUUUGACGGCGAGGCCGCCAAGGUCGAGUGGAUGGACCUGCCAGAUGAGGAGAAGAAAGCCAAGCUGGGAUCCUGGAUGGGUAAGAUUGCAGAUGCGAAACCGCACAUCGCUCGCAUCCAUCGAAUUCUCGAUGCGGCGAAGGCCAGGUAUCCAUCUGUGCAGGGCUGGGGCGCCAUCGGAUUCUGCUGGGGCGGUAAGAUGGUCUCGCUCACUUCGGGCUCGGACACACCAUGGAAAGCCGGUGUCCAAUCUAGCCCGGCCCGCGUCGAUGCAGGUGAUGCAGCCAAGACAACCAUCCCCAUGAUGAUGCUCGCCAGCAAGGAUGAGCCAGCUGGGGAUAUCGAGGCGUUUCGGGACGCGUUGACGGUCUCGAAGCAUGUUGAGACAUUCGAUUCUCAAAUCCACGGUUGGAUGAGUGCACGCGCUGAUUUGGAGGAUGCUGUGGUGCGCAAGGAGUACCAGCGUGGCUAUGAUCUGGCGUUGGAGUGGUUUGCGGAACACAUACGAUAGAGUGGUGCAACAUCAUAAACAAAUGCUUAGUGUCAAAAUUAGCUAAGUAAUUCAUCAUGUCCUUUCGCGUCGGUGUCACAAAACUCUUGCGACGCCUCUCCUCCAAUCUAGAUUCAGCUACACUCAUGAUACACUCAUCCAAAUAACCCGAAAUAACUCCUUUCGGUGCGUCUUCUUGUUAGGGUAAAGAUCUAUGGUAUCGGGAUCGAUGUAUGGAAAGACGUCAAUAUCGCAUUGCAGAUCGAUUCUCGCACGGAAGACUGCUUCGACCUUCCU